AUGACCUGCACCAUCGAAAAGAUCCUGACAGACGCCAAGACGCUGCUGGAGAGGCUACGGGAGCACGAUGCAGCCGCCGAGUCUCUGGUGGAUCAGUCGGCGGCUCUGCACCGGCGAGUGGCAGCUAUGCGGGAGGCGGGGGCAGCGCUUCCGGACCAGGUCAGGCAAAGAUAUCAGGAGGAUGCAUCCGAUAUGAAGGACAUAUCCAAAUACAAGCCUCACAUUCUGCUGUCCCAAGAGAAUACACAGAUUAGAGACUUGCAGCAGGAAAACAGAGAGCUAUGGGUUUCCUUGGAGGAACACCAGGAUGCCUUGGAACUCAUCAUGAGCAAGUACCGGAAACAGAUGUUACAGUUGAUGGUUGCUAAAAAAGCAGUGGAUGCUGAGCCAGUCCUGAAAGCUCACCAGUCUCAUUCUGCAGAAAUUGAAAGUCAAAUUGACAGAAUUUGUGAAAUGGGAGAAGUGAUGAGGAAAGCAGUUCAGGUUGAUGAUGACCAGUUUUGUAAGGUUCAGGAAAAACUAGCCCAAUUAGAGCUUGAAAAUAAGGAACUUCGAGAAUUAGUAUCUAUCAGCAGUGAUUCUCUUCAGUUCAGGAAAGAAGAUUCAAUGGACGCUGCCUCCCAAGCCAUCAAAUAA
Molecule: messenger RNA, 636 nt
Organism: Orycteropus afer afer
Lineage: Eukaryota; Metazoa; Chordata; Mammalia; Tubulidentata; Orycteropodidae
Source: RefSeq, a predicted model, not a curated record